Messenger RNA from Dreissena polymorpha, 654 nucleotides. RefSeq names its product scavenger receptor class F member 2-like. Lineage: Eukaryota; Metazoa; Mollusca; Bivalvia; Myida; Dreissenidae. The record is from RefSeq and is a predicted model, not a curated record. Bases 62 to 412 code for a protein of 116 amino acids. The transcript is spliced from 3 exons.
GUCACGAAUGCUUUACAAGAAAUCAUUCUAAUUUUAUCGAGCUAAUGCAAGUGAAUAUACCAUGGUGCUUAAAAUGUGGAGCGCACUUCUGAUUGUAGCGGCAACUAUUUACACCGGAAGUUGCCAGUGUCCAGUUGGUGCCCCUUUGAAGAUUUGCGACGUAGGCAAAGAAAGACCAUGUCCGAUAGGCUACUACGGCGACGGCUCGGGAAUCAAUAAUAUUUGUUACUGCUGUCGCCAAGCUUGUUGGGGCGGAGCUCCUAUUACCGAUAACUACGGACGGGUCAUCGAGUGUGGUCCGGGACAGAGGGGAAUCUGUCCCCGUCCCGACACCACCACCUGUACCCGGACCGGAUACUUUGGCGCACGGUCAUUCUGCUGUCCCAUUAUGCACACAGCACUAAGUGGUUAGUCCGACAUCGUUAAAUUUAUAUAUUAACUCGAACCUGGAUACAAACAUAAAGUAAAACAGUGCAAAUUAUCGAUACUUGUGUGUAAUUUUAUAUUGUUUUGGAAAAUGAACUACCUAUUUUGUUUAUCACUGAUAUUUCACUUUCAACAAGAUAAUCAUAAAAUAUUGGUAUACGUCAAUGUAUGUCCAUGUUAUAUAUACAUGUUCUUUUGUUCUAAUAAGUUAAAUGAUAGCAUACGCAU